UCUGACGUAAGUAAGGAAGUAAACGCGACAUUUUCGGGUUUGCUAUAUUGCUGGUAUCAAAAUAAGAAAAGGAACUCCUAGCGACAUCAACAGACAACCAAGCGUUAUUGAUUUACCUCGCAGCCAGUGGACUGAAGACUGUCGACACUGCUGGAAAUAUUUUCAAGCUAUUAGCUAGCAAGUUUACAUUUGCAAGUAGCUAGCUAGCUAAUCGAGUGUGCUGCUGUGCUGAGACGGACAACCAUCAUCAACGGUAUUGCUAACGAACGUUAACCUAAACUAAAAAAGCUUCCCCGUUGUCACGUGCGCUACCGUCGCUGCUCCAAUAUGCCUCGCGAGUGCGCUGUUAAAAUGUGCGGCAACAAGCAAAAGACUUGGUCGGCUCUAAUGUUUCACCGACUUCCACUGAGUCAUCCGGACCGAUUGAAGCUAUGGCUGAUUGCUCUGAACAAAGAUGCUAAUACCGCGACCGAUGACCUCAGAAAGUUACUCGUUUGCUCUGAACAUUUUCUACCGGGGGACUAUUACGAGAAGCUGGGACAGGACAGACACAGCAGGAUGAGAAUCAUGAAAAGUUUCCUGAAGGAUACAGCGGUGCCGUCGGUGGCCGUUCACACGCCAGGACAACGUGGAAUAAUGUCGGUUGAGACGGGAGAUGUACCUCCAGGGACUGACUCCCUGUCUGCUGGAGGGGCAUCUGGUCCCACCCCACAACGUGGAGGGUCAGGUGUUGCUACGGCGGGGUUCCUCUCCCACCGGGGUCUGCAGCUGACAGAGCCUGCUUCAACCUCUGGGGCGUACGUGGCUCUGGCUCCCACGUGUUCACUUAGUAAGGACCUCCCCUCUACGACGACAACGGGAGACGCAUGCAGAAGGAAAAAAACAAAGACCAACGUUCUUGUGACGCGCAGGAAGAAAGGUCAAGUGGACGCAGCCGUUAAGAAGAGUUCAGUGAAGGACUGUACCAGUAUGAGCUCUGCUGCUGGUUCCACCCCCAGGCCCUCCGCCUCCAGCCUCUCCACCUCCAGCCUCUCCACCUCCAGCCUCUCCGCCUCCAGCCCUUCCACCUCCAGCCUCUCCACCUCCAGCCUCUCCAGCCUCUCCAGCCUCUCCACCUCCAGCCCCUCCUCAUCCAGCUCUGACAGUAGGGUGUCGUCAGGAGAACCGGACGGAGGACGGAGCGAAAGGAAAUGGAUCGUGAACGAGUCGAAGCUCAAGGAGCUUUUCCAGACGUGUCACCAGUGCGGCGCUGCGUUGCGUAAUCGGACAAUAACCGCGUUGGGCUACAGCCAAAUCAAAGUGACCUGGACGUGUCCCGGGGAGCACAGGGGAGAGUGGCAGUCGUGUCCCGACGCUUUCGGUAUUGGUCACUACCUGCAGACGGUUGGGUACAGGGCGUUGCUGGACUCCAUGAAUGGUCCGUUUGUAUGUCACGACUAAGUAUCUACUACAGGGCGUAUUAUCUAGCAAAUACCAGGGUCGUAGUAGUCUCCUAUUGCCAGGCUGGUGACUGCUGCCCGGCUGGUGACUGCUGCCGGGCUGGUGACUGCUGCCCGGCUGGUGACUGCUGCCAGGCUGGUGACUGCUGCCAGGCUGGUGACUGCUGCCAGGCUGGUGACUGCUGCCAGUCUGCGGAGCAAAACACAAUGGAAACUUUGCAGUACUUCUCUAUGGCUGUACUGGGUUAAGGGGUACUUCUCUAUGGCUGUACUGGGUUAAGGGGUACUUCUCUAUGGCUGUACUGGGUUGAGGGGUACUUCUCUAUGGCUGUACUGGGUUAAGGGGUACCUCUCUAUGGCUGUACUGGGUUGAGGGGUACUUCUCUAUGGCUGUACUGGGUUAAGGGGUACUUCUCUAUGGCUGUACUGGGUUAAGGGGUACUUCUCUAUGGCUGUACUGGGUUAAGGGGUACUUCUCUAUGGCUGUACUGGGUUAAGGGGUACUUCUCUAUGGCUGUACUGGGUUAAGGGGUACCUCUCUAUGGCUGUACUGGGUUAAGGGGUACUUCUCUAUGGCUGUACUGGGUUAAGGGGUACCUCUCUAUGGCUGUACUGGGUUAAGGGGUACUUCUCUAUGGCUAUACUGGGUUAAGGGGUACUUCUCUAUGGCUGUACUGGGUUAAGGGGUACUUCUCUAUGGCUGUACUGGGUUAAGGGGUACUUCUCUAUGGCUGUACUGGGUUAAGGGGUACUUCUCUAUGGCUGUACUGGGUUGAGGGGUACUUCUCUAUGGCCGUACCGGGUUGAGGUGUACCUCUCUAUGGCUGUACUGGGUUGAGGAGUACCUCUCUAUGGCUGUACUGGGUUGAGGGGUACUUCUCUAUGGCUGUACUGGGUUGAGGGGUACCUCUCUAUGGCUGUACUGGGUUGAGGGGUACUUCUCUAUGGCUGUACUGGGUUGAGGGGUACUUCUCUAUGGCUGUACUGGGUUAAGGGGUACUUCUCUAUGGCUGUACUGGGUUGAGGGGUACCUCUCUGGCUGUACUGGGUUGAGGAGUACCUCUCUAUGGCUGUACUGGGUUGAGGGGUACGUCUCUAUGGCUGUACUGGGUUAAGGGGUACUUCUCUGGCUGUACUGGGUUAAGGGGUACUUCUCUAUGGCUGUACUGGGUUAAGGGGUACUUCUCUAUGGCUGUACUGGGUUGAGGGGUACUUCUCUAUGGCUGUACUGGGUUAAGGGGUACUUCUCUAUGGCUGUACUGGGUUGAGGGGUACUUCUCUAUGGCUGUACUGGGUUGAGGGGUACCUCUCUAUGGCUGUACUGGGUUGAGGAGUACCUCUCUAUGGCUGUACUGGGUUAAGGGGUACUUCUCUAUGGCUGUACUGGGUUAAGGGGUACUUCUCUAUGGCUGUACUGGGUUGAGGGGUACUUCUCUAUGGCUGUACUGGGUUGAGGGGUACUUCUCUAUGGCUGUACUGGGUUGAGGGGUACGUCUCUAUGGCUGUACUGGGUUAAGGGGUACUUCUCUAUGGCUGUACUGGGUUAAGGGGUACUUCUCUAUGGCUGUACUGGGUUGAGGGGUACCUCUCUAUGGCCGUACCGGGUUGAGGAGUACCUCUCUAUGGCCGUACCGGGUUAAGGGGUACCUCUCUAUGGCUGUACUGGGUUGAGGGGUACCUCUCUAUGGCUGUACUGGGUUGAGGGGUACUUCUCUAUGGCUGUACUGGGUUGAGGGGUACUUCUCUAUGGCUGUACUGGGUUAAGGGGUACUUCUCUAUGGCUGUACUGGGUUGAGGGGUACUUCUCUAUGGCUGUACUGGGUUGAGGGGUACUUCUCUAUGGCUGUACUGGGUUAAGGGGUACUUCUCUAUGGCUGUACUGGGUUAAGGGGUACUUCUCUAUGGCUGUACUGGGUUGAGGGGUACCUCUCUAUGGCUGUACUGGGUUGAGGGGUACCUCUCUAUGGCUGUACUGGGUUGAGGAGUACUAGUGUACUGUCAGAUGACCUGAGGAGAUGGUAUGUUCCCUGCUGCUAUCUGAUUAAUAUCAGGUCCAACAUUAAAAUGUUACUGUCAUUAAUGAACACUGUGUCAGAGUUGUGUGUGUUGUAGAGGUCGACCGAUUAUGAUUUUUUCAACGCCGAUGAUUGGAGGAACAAAAAGGCCGAUACCGAUUUAAAAAAAUGUAUUUGUUAUUUAUUUAUUUGUAAUAAUGACAAUUACAACAAUACUGAAUGCACAGUUAUUUAAACUUAAUAUAAUAUAUCAAUAAAAAUCAAUUUAGC
Molecule: messenger RNA, 3724 nt
Organism: Oncorhynchus masou masou (cherry salmon)
Lineage: Eukaryota; Metazoa; Chordata; Actinopteri; Salmoniformes; Salmonidae
Exons: 4
Coding region: 328-1440 (370 amino acids)
Source: RefSeq, a predicted model, not a curated record